AUGGCGUUACCCAUAAUUGCUGGAGCGGCUGGCACAGCAGCAGUCGCAGCCUACCUGAACGCAAAACACCACAUUGCUCAUGACCUCAAGAAUGCUCGCGGCGGGCUCUCACAAUCACAAGAGGUUGUAGAUUUCAUUACCGAUCGCGCCAUCCGAAAACGCGUUCUUACCUACCAUGUCUUCGAAGACCAGGUUCGCAAGCAGCCCAACCAUCCCUUCCUCAUCUUCGAAGGCAACGCAUGGUCGUACAAACAGUUCUUCGAGGCUUUUACAAGAGUGGGGAAUUGGUUGAUAGAUGACCUCGGCGUACAAGUAGAUGAGGUGGUUGCUAUGGAUGGCGGGAACAGCCCAGAGUAUUUGAUGCUUUGGUUUGCUCUGGACGCGAUUGGAGCUGUUCCAAGCUUCGUCAAUUGGAACUUGACUGGAACGGGGUUGGUACAUUGCGUAAAAAUAUGCAAUUCUAGGUUUCUCAUCACAGACGCCGAUGUCAAGAGCAAUGUCGAACCAUGCCGUGCCGACCUCGAGGAAACAGGCAUAAAGAUUGAAUAUUUCGAUACAUCCUUCUUUGCAUCUUUAUCAAACUCGAAACCUAUACCAGACUCACGUCGCGAACAACUUACCAUGGAGUCUAUCCGCUCGCUCAUGUAUACUUCUGGAACUACUGGAUUGCCUAAAGCCGUGAUUUUGAGCACCGGUCGCGAGCUCUUGACCGGUUAUGGUGUCGCAAAAUACUUGAAUCUCAAACCAGAAGCCAGAAUGUACACAUGCAUGCCACUUUACCAUGGCGCUGCACACGGACUCUGCGUGACACCGAUCGUCCAUGCUGGCAGCACAAUCGUACUAGGCCGGAAAUUUUCGCACAAGACCUUCUGGCCCGAAGUAGCAGCUUCAGAUGCGACCAUCAUACAGUACGUCGGCGAGCUCUGCCGAUACUUGCUCAAUGGCCCAACGAACCCAUACGAGCGAAAACAUAAGGUGCAAAUGGCCUGGGGCAACGGUAUGCGACCAGAUGUAUGGGAGCCCUUCCGUGAGCGUUUCAACAUACCCAUCAUCAACGAACUAUAUGCGGCUACCGAUGGAUUGGGGUCGACCUUCAACCGCAAUGCGGGUCCUUUUACAGCUAAUAGCAUUGGUCUCCGAGGUCUGAUCUGGAAUUGGAAGUUUAGGGACCAGGAAGUGAGAGUGAAGAUGGACGUUGACACCGAGGAUAUCAUGAGAGAUGCAAGAGGCUUUGCGAUUCGAUGUGGAGUUAAUGAACCAGGUCAGGUCUUGCAUAGGCUGACACCUGAGACGGUGGCCAGUGCACCGGGUUAUUACAACAAUGAGGAUGCAACGCAGGGUCGGAGGAUCACUGAUGUGUUCGAGAAGGGUGAUAUGUGGUUCAAGUCUGGCGACAUGAUGCGACAGGAUGCCGACGGCCGCGUCUUCUUCGUCGACCGCCUUGGUGAUACUUUCCGUUGGAAGUCUGAGAACGUGUCCACGAACGAAGUAGCCGACAUGAUUGGCAAAUUCCCACAGGUUGCUGAAACUAACGCGUACGGCGUGCUUGUACCUGGUUAUGACGGCCGCGCGGGAGCUGCUUCCAUUGUCAUGGCGGACGGCGUUACUGAAGCGACAUUUGACUUCUCAGCAUUGGCGAGGCAUGCUAAAGCAGUCUUGCCGAGCUAUGCUGUACCACUCUUCUUAAGAGUAACACCUGCAUUGGAAUACACAGGUACUUUGAAGAUUCAAAAGGGCAGGUUGAAGAAGGAAGGUGUAGAUCCGGAUAAGAUUACGGGUGAGGAUAAACUGUACUGGCUGCCUCCUGGAAGUGAUCGGUAUCUGCCAUUUGCGAAAAAGGACUGGGAAGCCAUAUUAGAGAAGAGGGUGCGUCUGACAUAG
Alternaria arborescens is the source of this 1881-nucleotide messenger RNA. Its product is annotated as Fatty acid transporter protein. The transcript is spliced from 4 exons. NCBI's taxonomy places the organism in Eukaryota, Fungi, Ascomycota, Dothideomycetes, Pleosporales, Pleosporaceae. The record is from RefSeq and is a predicted model, not a curated record. The coding region runs from base 1 to 1881 and encodes 626 amino acids. Gene Ontology annotation, molecular function: long-chain fatty acid-CoA ligase activity; long-chain fatty acid transmembrane transporter activity.